Messenger RNA from Pocillopora verrucosa, 3164 nucleotides. NCBI's taxonomy places the organism in Eukaryota, Metazoa, Cnidaria, Anthozoa, Scleractinia, Pocilloporidae. The record is from RefSeq and is a predicted model, not a curated record.
GAUACGCUGUAAAUCCAACUACCACAACGCACACGGAAUCGAUUCUCGGAAAGCAGAUCAACAACGUACGAACUCAGUUGCUUUAACCUACACAUAUUUCCCACAGAUUCUUGCUGCACGCCAUUAAGUGAGCUUUUAGAAUUUUGGAGACUGCGAAGUACACCAGAUCUAACGUCAGUUGAUUAAAAGAUGCCAGCAACAUUCGCUUUAGCGACUAUGGCAGCUACCGUGGCUGUGGGGUUAAUAAGUGUUGUACUCAAAGCUGCGUGGAGUGAUGAUGAGCCAGCGAAAAAAGGAGGAAGUGAAAGUCACAGACAAAGCGCUGCAGGGAGUGGAGGGACGAGGUCACAACAGAGAGAAAAUGGAAGUCUGAAUCGUAGGGAAGAAGGUAUUAGAAAAACCAGAACACAAGAAGACGAAGAGAGAGCCAGGAAAAGAAGAGGAGAAGCCUUAUCCCUUCUUGGCGAUAGCAAGUCUACACCAUACCUCUGGCAGUUCAAAGAAGCAGAUUCUCAUGCUUGGAAAAAUUUCGGCCCCUCUGACAAUGUUGUCCUGGAAGAGCUUUAUUGCAACGUGAACAAUGUGGAGGUUGAAAUAGAACUUGAAGACACCACAAUAAGACAUUCAAGAAAGCUGUCAGGAAAGAUGUCAGCCAAUUUUCACACAAUGUCCAUGAGCUUGUUCUCCCCCUUUAACCACUUUUUGAUCCGUCGACGUUCAACACCGUCUUACAUCAAAGAACGCGGCAACAAUUUUCCUACACUGUGGGUUUGGUAUUGGGAAGACAUCGAUGGAUGGAAAAAAUAUGCCGAAACGAAUCUUUGUUCUGGCGCAAAACAAGAGCAAAUUGAAGCAUCGUAUCUAAAUGGAGACCCUGCUUACUACUUUCAAAUCGGUCGGAACGCUUACGUAAUACAUUUUGAAGGUACACUUAUGAACCAAAGGAGUGUAGAUCCAGAAGUCCAAGUGGUUCGGCUUGUCAGAAGAAGACCAAUGUCUACUUCGAAUUCAGCACCACAGACUGCAAUGAGCAAUCCGAAAGGUCAGGUAAUAGCCGUUGAAAGAACUAACCUGAAAAAGGACACCGAAGAAUACCGAACUGUGAGUGAGCGCUUUCACAAAACGAUGUCGAGACGCCAGGCCUCUAUAGUGAUGGUGGAAAAAAUAACAAAUGGUCAUUUAUUACAGAAAUACGAAAGAAAGUGCCAAGAAAUGAGAGAGCAACGUAAACCUAUGCGUGAAAAGUGGCUGUUCCAUGGUACAACACCAGAUGUUAUUGAUGCCAUCUGCACACGCAACUUUGACCACAGAGUGUGUGGGAAAAACGGGACAAGGUAUGGGCAAGGAAGCUAUUUCGCUGUGGACGCAUCUUACAGCAAUGACUUCAGCAAAACUAAGGGUUACAAAACGAGAUACAUGUUUCUGGUAAAAGUGUUGACUGGAGAAUUUAUUCGUGGAGAGGAAGACUUUCGUCGACCACCAUUGAAGGAUCCGAGGAUUCUGGCAGGUGAUUUGUACGAUUCUUGCGUUAACGACGAAAUUUUACCGAAGAUCUUUGUAAUUUUUGAUAACGAACAGUGCUAUCCUUCGUAUUUAAUUAAAUAUCAUUUGAAAUAGUUUUAGGCAUCAAAGUCAGAUGCAUCAAACUACGGUAGAAAGUCGGUCACAAGCGCAUCUAUAAAUAAAGGGUCUUGAUAUUAGCAGGCAAGUAAAGAAUUUAAAGAAAGCGAGAAAACUUUUGAGUCUGUAAAACAUAGUUUUAGAUUUACAUGGUGUAUCAACAACUACACCAUGUAAAUAUAAAACUGUCUUUUUAAUUCUCACACUUUCAUGCCUUACCUGUCUUCUUGUUGUCACUUUUCAUCUUAAUUAGCAUUGUUCUACUUACUAUAUAAUUCAACUUCCAACGCUUUGUACAGUAAUUAACUGAAGAUGACAGAAGUUUCUGUCGAAACAUGUUUUACAGACUCAAAAGUUUUGUCGCUUUCUUUAAAUUUAUAAAUAAAUAAUUAAAUAGCUGCCAAAAUUACUAGUGGACUUAGUAGUUUACAUUGUGAGCCAAAAAGAGAGAGAAAAACAGAGUAAUUUAUAAUUGAUUAUACAAUAUAAAAAAUAUCAUCAUGAGAAAUAUCAUCAUGAGAAGUCAAGUAUUUGAAAAAGUAAAAAUAGUUUAAAAUAGAUAGUUAGCAAAAAUUCAGUUGAAAAGGUACCUUAAAGCGUCCUUGUAAUGGUAAAGUGUUCGCGACUUGAAUUGAUGUUUACGAAUCUCUUGACCAAAUGUUUCCGUUGCUUUCAAAAAUCUGUUGCUUCUGAUAAUCUGAUCAGUUCCAGAGAGAUCUGGACAACUGUAAGCUCAUUUUGAGGAACAGAUAAUGUCCACAGACAAAUAUACGAGCACAUUUUGGGGCCAAAACGGGGGCUAUUGUGUUUAUUAUCCUUCACUAUUUUUGCAACGCGCAGGAAAAAUAUUUACGAACAACUCGCUGUUUGCUACUUGAAAUGUGUCAUUUUUAUGUUUCAUCUUCUGUAAUACCCGUUUUCAUCUUGACUUCAAUUUUAAACAAACGCUUUCAUCGUAGUUAAUGUAAGGUUUGAAAAUUGGGGAAAAUCUCUUGCUGUAUAUCCUCGGAUAUUUUCCAUUUUCAGAUGGAGCAUUAGUUUCCCAGUUUGAGAUGGGUCACUACCACAUAAUAGGGGUGAACAUUACAGUGAUUAAGGGGAAGCAGAUUCUGGAACCUGAAAACCGACCGCUUAAUAUAGGGUGACCGCUUUAUACGGUGCCGCCUAAUACAGGUUCCUCUGUAUUAUCAAUUUAAAUUUUUAAGCGAACCUUUGUUGUUGAUGUUAAUUUCUCAGUAUCAGUAUUGCAGCGCUUUAAAGUUGUACUCGCCAAAAGAAAUCUAUAAUUUGCAUUUUAUUCGAAGCCUGCCGAAAUUAGGUCAUACGUUAUGGUCUAAACUUUCACACGAGAGUUAAUGAUGGAAAAGGUAAUAACGUCUCAGGCCUAGUCUUGUUAUAAUUGUAUUGAAGUUUUAAAAACAUUUAGUUUUUUUUCUUCAGUAGACCCCCCUGAAAACCACUAAGAGUGAUGGAGGCCUGUCAAAAUAUGUAUUUUAAUUUUUUUUUUAUUGUGUAAUAAAAAUAAGUGGUGCGUUGAAGGUUUC